AGCUUCGGCCGACCGGCGGCUCCCCCACCCUUUCUCGCCGGCAGACACGUAUAUAUAGGAGUGCAAACACUUGACGCCUUGUGUAAGCGGCCACACACAACCUCCGCCCUCCACCGCCAUUCACCACGAACAUCCUCCUCUGCCUCUUCUGCUUCCUCUGCCCUGCGCGCCCCGCCGCACACAUGGCUGCCUGCGUCGACAAGUGGCACCCCACGCACGCCGGCCGCCUCUCCAGCGCCAUCUACCGCUAUUUGCCGGACCGCGCCACCACCGCGGACCGUGCGAUGCCCGCCGCCGCACCGGCGCCCGCGAGCGCCGGCAGCUGCUGCGUCCGCGGCAGCGGCGACGACGUCUGGGACGAGCUGCGCGCCGAGGCGCAGGCCGACGCGGACGCCGAGCCGGUCCUCCGCAAGUUCUACGGCGACCUCGUCCUGUCGCGCCCGUCGCUGGAGGCCGCCCUCGCCGCGCACCUCUCCGCCAAGCUCUGCGUACCCGGCGCGCUGCCGCAGGACGCGCUCCGGGACCUCCUCGCCGGGGCGCUGGCGGCGCACCCGGAGGCCGGCCGCGCCGCGCGCGCCGACCUCCUGGCCGCGCGCGACCGCGACCCCGCCUGCGGCCGGAUGGUGCACUGCUUCCUCUACUACAAGGGCUUCCUCGCCCUGCAGGCGCACCGCGCCGCGCACGCGCUCUGGGCCGACGGCCGCGCCGCCGCGGCGCUCCUCCUCCAGAGCCGCGCCUCCGAGGUGUUCGGCGUGGACAUCCACCCCGGCGCGCGCAUUGGCUGCGGCAUCCUGUUCGACCACGCCACGGGCGUCGUCAUCGGCGAGACCGCCAUCGUCGGCAACGACGUGUCCAUCCUGCACGGAGUCACCCUCGGCGGCACCGGGAAGGAGUCCGGCGACCGGCACCCCAAGGUCGGGGACGGGGUGCUGAUCGGCGCCGGCGCCAGCGUGCUCGGCAAUGUGCACAUUGGAGCCGGGGCCAAGAUCGGAGCGGGCGCGGUCGUGCUCCGCGACGUGCCGGAGGGAACCACGGCCGUCGGGAACCCCGCGAAGGCGAUCGGGAAGAAGGCGGCGCCGCAGCGGCGGCCGGAGGAGCAGCCCGGGGUCACCAUGAGGCAGGGGUGGUCGGAUUACGUGAUUUGAGAGAUCUUAGAGGGGUCUGAGUGCAAAUAUUAGUGCAGGAGAGUUUCCCUCCAAAAAGAUAUCUGUGGUUCAUGGCCACUGCUAUUCUGCUAUAGCCUACACUAGAGAGCGAGCGAGCGAGCGAGCUGCGGUGCAUAAGAGGGAGCUCAAUUAGGAGUUGAGCCCUAGUGCAAAUCCAUAUUUUUUAUGUUCUUUUUUCCUUUGUCUGUUUUUGGAAGGAAUAACAAGAAAUGCAUCUGAUAAGUGUUAUCGGUUGCUUGUAAAUA
This is a messenger RNA of Panicum hallii, 1411 nucleotides long. Its product is annotated as probable serine acetyltransferase 4. The record is from RefSeq and is a predicted model, not a curated record. NCBI's taxonomy places the organism in Eukaryota, Viridiplantae, Streptophyta, Magnoliopsida, Poales, Poaceae. Gene Ontology annotation, cellular component: cytosol; cytoplasm. The coding region runs from base 183 to 1145 and encodes 320 amino acids. Gene Ontology annotation, molecular function: L-serine O-acetyltransferase activity. The transcript has a single exon.